Messenger RNA from Lepisosteus oculatus (spotted gar), 855 nucleotides. It is a transcript of the gene ndufs7, whose product is annotated as NADH:ubiquinone oxidoreductase core subunit S7. Gene Ontology annotation, biological process: mitochondrial respiratory chain complex I assembly; electron transport coupled proton transport; aerobic respiration. NCBI's taxonomy places the organism in Eukaryota, Metazoa, Chordata, Actinopteri, Semionotiformes, Lepisosteidae. The record is from RefSeq and is a predicted model, not a curated record. Gene Ontology annotation, molecular function: NADH dehydrogenase (ubiquinone) activity; 4 iron, 4 sulfur cluster binding; quinone binding.
UUCGUGCACCGACAGCUGUGAAUGCACCGGAAGUUUUUCCUCUGAAUCCCUUUCAAGAUGGCGGCGUUGGUUGUUCCUCGCCUGUCCAGAUUUGGGUCGUUUGUACUUAGGCCUAGUUCAACUUUUGCACUUCAAGCCAAAGCUUUGCAUCAGAGCCCAGCAAGUGAGCAUGCAUCCAGUGAGGUACUAGCCAGACAGAAGAGCACUGCAGUGGAACCUCUGAAAUCGUCCUUACCCAGCAGCAAAGGAGAGUAUGUCAUUACCAAGCUGGAUGACCUGGUGAACUGGGCCCGCAGGAGUUCCCUGUGGCCCAUGACGUUUGGGCUAGCCUGCUGCGCGGUGGAGAUGAUGCACAUGGCCGCUCCACGCUACGAUAUGGACCGCUUUGGCGUGGUGUUUCGGGCAAGUCCCAGACAGGCUGAUGUCAUGAUCGUCGCUGGGACUCUCACCAACAAAAUGGCCCCUGCUUUAAGAAAGGUAUAUGACCAGAUGCCCGAGCCCAGAUAUGUGAUAUCAAUGGGAAGCUGCGCUAAUGGAGGAGGGUACUACCAUUAUUCAUACUCCGUGGUCCGAGGCUGUGACCGUAUUGUUCCAGUGGACAUAUAUGUCCCAGGCUGUCCCCCCACAGCCGAAGCCCUGCUGUACGGCACCCUGCAGCUUCAGAAGAAGAUAAAAAGGGAAAAGAGAAUGAGGAUCUGGUACCGCAAGUGAGGAAAGAUCAGCCGUCGCACUGACUGUACAGAUCCCUAUUUAUAGGAGCAUGUUGAGAGCCUUUUUCAUUGGGGAGUCUUGGAGUUGUCUGUUCAUAAAAUUAACAAGACUGUCUGCACAAUAAACUAUGGACCCUUAUGUGUG